AUAUGUAUUAAUAUAUUGAAUAGUUUUCUAUUAAUUUAAGGAUUCAUUAAUUUGUAAGCAAUUUGUGAUUUAAUGCAUUCAUUAGUUAAUACAUUAAAUACUUUCAUAACAUUACAAUUGGUUUCAUAAUUGUUAUCAAAUGUAAUAUAAGUUAAUUAUAAUAAAUAUGGGAUUAAUUUAGUAAUAAAUGUUUAACUAUAAUGUGAUUUCUUGGACAAAGAUUUCUUGUCUUAUUGUUGACAAAUUGGUUAUAACGUUGGGAUCAACAGUCGAGCCAAUGGCCGGAUCACGGGAUCGGGAGCGCACUCGCGAUAGUAGGGAUAGACAUAGGGAUGACCGCCACGGGAGCCACGGGUCGAAUGGAUCAAGUCGUGGGUACGGCCGUCACAGUCGACGGUCUCCGGACUCUUAUAGAAGUGAUUAUAACUCAGACGAUAAUAACUAUGAUAAUAACCGAAGACAUCGCACACAAGAGUACGAUAGAUAUGAUUUUGAUAGAAGUCGUAAUCAUCGCGAACGAAGAGAUCGCAGCCGAAGCAGAGAUAGAGACCGCGAUUCUGCUUCAACUAUCGGUACCGACAAUCAAUCGAUUCGUUACUAUAAUGAAGAUCACAAUUCUUCAAAUAAUGGCUUUAAUAAUGAGAGCAAUGAAAGGGAGAGAUAUCAUCAAAGAGAUCGACGCGAAGAAGUUCCUAAUAAUACACUUAUGAUAAGGGGUUUGGCCACACAUAUCGCAGAAAAAGAUAUUGUAACCAAAUUAGCUGAACAUAAUCUUAUGGCUAAAGAUAUACGACUUAUGAGAAAGAAAGAGACAGGUGUUUCCCGAGGAUUUGCUUUCGUUGAGUUCAUUAAUAUUGAAGAUGCUAUUCAAUGGAAGGAAUUAACUCAAGGAUACAUUUACUUUGAUGAAGAAUGUGAGGCAUCAGUUCAUUAUAGUAUUCCCAAAGAAACUUUUGGUGGCGACAAGACUAUCAUGAAAAACGAUUGGACCUGUUAUAAGUGUGGCGUAAAUAACUUUAAACGUCGUGAAGAAUGCUUUAAGUGUGGUACACCUAAAGAAGAAUCGAUGGCUAAUGACACGGGUGAUGAAAUCAGUCUCAAUCCUACAAAUGCUUUAUUAUUACGCAAUUUAUCUCCAAAUACAACAGAAGAACGAAUUUUAACUAUUUUGGGAUCACUUACAGCAUUGCCCAUCAAAUCUAUACGUAUUUUAAAAGAUGGUUUAUAUAACAUAUCGCGUGGCAUGUGUUUAGUUGAGUUACACACAACUCUUGAGGCUUCACAGCUGUUUACUUUAUUAUCAUCAUUGAAUCUGGGAUUUAUAAUAGACGAUAGUUUAGUUCAAGUGAAUUAUGGUAAAAGAAAUGUCACAUUUGGUCAAACAAUGAAUUGUAAUCCCAAUGCAGCCAUCAUUGCAUUGGCAGCCGCUCAGUGGCGAAACUUAGAUGAAGAUAAUUUAGACCUCAAUACUAAUACCAAACAAACUCAAUCUAAGACUAUCUCAACCACACAAUUGUCAACUUCUAAGACCAAAGGCAAUGAAUGUUUAAAAUAUGAAACACCAGACGUGUCAACCUUUGUAUUGGAUGAGACCUCUGGUUAUUAUUAUGACGCGACCACUGGUUUCUAUUAUGACGCCAACACUCAAUAUUAUUAUAAUUCGCAAACACAACAAUACAUGUAUUGGGAGGCAACUAAUCAAACAUAUUUGUCAGUCGAUUCAAAAACUUGGAAAAUAAAUGAAGAGAAGAAGGAGAUACCAAAGGAAACAAAAGUAGAUAAAGUGAAGAUCGCUAAGAAAAUUGCUAAAGAUAUGGAAAAAUGGGCCAAAACUUUAAACCAAAAGAAAGAUACUUCACGUGCUUUGGUUACUAAUGACUCACAAAUGAUCGGCGAAUGUUCACAGAGUUUAAGUGCAGACGCGGGUUAUGCUGUCCUCGAACAGGAAGUGACUGCAAAUGAAUCGGAAAACAUUUUAUCAUUUGAAAUGCAGAAACAGUUUGACGAUAAAAGUAGUGUUUAUUUGAGUGCCUGUAAAAUAAUAAAAACUGAAGAAAAACGUUUGAUUGAUUGGGAAAAACUGGCGUGUCUUCUGUGUAAAAGACAAUUUAAUACCACAGAUCUCCUCAACAAACAUCUCGAAAAGUCUGAUUUGCAUAAAUCAAACUUAAAUGCAUUAAAGCAUCAAUUGUUAACUGAAGAACAAAUAGAAGAAAUGGAAAAAAAUGAAAGAGAAUCCGGAUAUAGGGAUAGGGCUAAAGAAAGAAGAAAAAAAUAUGGACUCCCAGAGACACCUGAUUCAAGUAAAUUAAAAAACAAAUAUAUGAACGAAAGAGAUGGAAAAGUUGAUACUUUUCAAUCUGUUUCACAUCAAAAAACAAAAGCAAUUUCUUGUGAUAAUAUUGGAAAUAAGAUGCUUAAAGCCAUGGGUUGGACUGAGGGUACAGGACUCGGUCGAGUCAAUCAGGGAAUGCAUAAUAUAAUUGAAGUCGAGAGAAGAGCAGAGGGCGCAGGACUUGGAAGUGGUGCCAAAGUAACAGCACUACCAGGAGAGUCAUAUAAAGAUGCUGUUAAGAGGACAAUGUAUCAGAGAUAUAAAGAAAUGGAUUAACAUUAUAUUUAUAACUAUUUUGUUAUUAUU
This is a messenger RNA of Oppia nitens, 2641 nucleotides long. RefSeq names its product RNA-binding protein 5-like. The transcript has 15 exons. Gene Ontology annotation, cellular component: nucleus. Lineage: Eukaryota; Metazoa; Arthropoda; Arachnida; Sarcoptiformes; Oppiidae. Gene Ontology annotation, molecular function: RNA binding. Gene Ontology annotation, biological process: mRNA splicing, via spliceosome. The coding region runs from base 188 to 2611 and encodes 807 amino acids. The record is from RefSeq and is a predicted model, not a curated record.